This is a messenger RNA of Solenopsis invicta (red fire ant), 13684 nucleotides long. Its product is annotated as SIN3-HDAC complex-associated factor. Gene Ontology annotation, biological process: negative regulation of cell migration. The record is from RefSeq and is a predicted model, not a curated record. Lineage: Eukaryota; Metazoa; Arthropoda; Insecta; Hymenoptera; Formicidae. The transcript is spliced from 6 exons. The coding region runs from base 5768 to 6745 and encodes 325 amino acids.
CACCGCCACGCCGUUUUAUUAAAGGAAAGUUUGCGGAUUCGCGGCGUGUACGCGGCCGCGGUGAUGCGUCGUGUGAAAUUGUCGUCAAGCGCGGGAGUGUCACGUGUCUGUAUGCAUCGCGCGACUGGCAAAUAUGUUCGCGGCGGUAGCGGCAGCGGCUGAGCGGCGGCUGUCGUCCGUCGCCGCUACCUCGGGGGCCGUCAUCGGGUCGAGCCGCGGACUCGACGCUACCGCGAGGCUUCGCCGGGUGAUUGUCACCAUCGCUCCUCUCCUGUCACAAGAGAUUCGCCGCGGACGAGCUGUCCGUGCCCACUGUAUUUCUCUCCCGCGGUUUCGCCGCAACGACGCAGCUUUUUUCCGUCCAUGCUGACGUCUUGUCAUUUUCCCUCACGACGUGGUCAUGCUUAUUCACGUCGGAUGGCGUACGGUGCGUGACUCGCGCGCGAACACCCGAUUUCACCGGUUUGUUUGCGAGUUGCAAUCGCGCGUUGUGCUGUUCUCAUGCCGCGCAUAAGCGUCGCAGGUCACCUGUCAUGGCGCGCGCCGCCGCCGCCGCCAGCCGCCAGCCGCCACUACCGCCGUUAUCACACGGCUGGCCCGGCUGCCGGACUGGCCUCCGAUUGUUGGGCAUUUAACGAAUAGACGCGACCGUUCGUGUCAGUCGCUCCUCGACCGUAUCUUCCACAGAUUUGUUUUUUCCCUCUCGUGGAAAGAAUGAACGCUCAACACGCUUCGUACGUAGGUUUAUUUUAUCAUGUGAAAUGAAAAGCGGAGCGAUAUGUUCGGCUAAAAAGAACAGACCUCCGUCUCGUCUGGAUGUCAACGCAACCUAACUCAACCUUACCUAUCCUAACGUUAACCUACUCAACCACCUAUCCGUCAUCCUUUACGCGCGCGGUGUGCUCUCAGCAGCCACGCAAAAUGGAUCGUUUAUCUUGCUGGUUGAUUUUUGAGACUUAUCUUUCGUUGUUGUAUACGCGGAUGAGCGCCGACACCUACGACUGACGUACUUGCCGCUGUGUUUCUACCUAGAGGCAUCGUUUUAUUAGCACCUAUCGUACUGAUUUUUAUCGGCGUAUCUAGGUAUCAAUCACGUAUUCGUUCUUCCUAAAUCCUGAAAUUUUCAAACCCGAAACAAGCGAGAUUCUCGAUGUUUACGAAAUAAUCGCGCGGACGUCGACGUGACGUUCAGUCAGCUCGACACUUCGUCGAUCAUGUGGCCGGAUCGGAGUUGGAGAGGGGAAGAGGGUGGCUAUGAUGGCGACUGCCACGCGCCAUGUCGCGGUCGCGCUCUUGCACGUCAUCUCGCGCAUUCCCUUCGCCCCCUUUCGGCGUCCUGUUGCGCGUCAUCCACCUCGCGCAAUGAGGGGAAAGCGUAUUAACAUUUUUUUUUCGUACAUGUGCGCACGGACAAAUGUUACGUCAACACGGCCCUUUUCGCGAGGGGCUCGACAGUCUGCGAAGUAUUAUGGAAGAGCUACAAGACAAGAUGACACGUCGCGGCUACUUGUCUUUUUUAACUUUUUGAAACAUAUGUUUUCUAGAGCUCUUCAAGUAAUGUUCCUCUAAUGUUCUUCAGCAUGUAUUUUUUCAUACAUAUGUAUGAAUUGAAAUUUGGUGUACUUUGAUGGCCUUUGAAGUUGCUUUGAAGUUGCUUGAAUUGCUUUUUUAAACCGAUGGAAAAUUUCAAAAUUUGAAAUUAUUGAUCCAAAAAACCACGAGUACCAAAUUUUGUUUAAUUUCAACUUAUGAACUUUGAUCUGCUGUCUUGUAUUAAGAAAUUUUUUUUAAUUUUAAUUUUGUAGCAAAAUAGGCAAAAUUAUUUAGUAUAGAACAUGUUAUACAAAACUCUAAAAUUUAUUGAAUUUUCAAACGCAUAUUAAGUUGAGUUUUGAAAUUUUGACUUUAGAUUUGAAUCCAAGUGAUUUAAAAUACAUUGAAAAAAUUUGCUAAUAAUUACCAAAUAUUGAGUAACAUAAUGCUAAUUAAAUAAAACCAAAAAUAAUUUUACUUUUCUAAAUAUUUUGUAAAUGUUUUGUAAAUUUAAUAAUAUUUGCUAAAUAUUUAGAAAAGCAAAAUAAUUUUGGUUAAUAAUCCAAUAUAUAAUUAGCAUUAUUUUACUCAACAUUUGGUUGCUCAAACUUUUGUUUGUGUAGAUAUAAAAUUGCAAAAAAAUUAGAGUAAAAAGCUUUUUAAUUUUUAAAAGGAUUGCUUUUAAGGGUUAAUAACUAAAUGAACGUACCAUCGAUUUUGCUUACAAAUAGAAAUAUGGAAGUUAUCAGAUUUAAUUAAUCUGAACUUAAUUGAAAAAGAGAACAGCUUAUUAAGAAAAUCUUUUACAAAUUUUUAAUUUAAGACCGUCCUUAAAAUAAACAUUAGAUUCAAACAUCAAAUUCAAAGAUCAUUGAACUACAUUAUAAUUUAUAAUUUUUUCUGAUUGAGUUAAGUGAUAGGAUUGAGUUUCCUUUACUUUAUUAACGUUCAUUCCUUUUGAAUACCGUUCUCUUCUCUCCAAUUUUUAUUUGUCUAAUUUUUCAAAUUUUAAAAAUUCUAAGAAAUAAAAUCUUGGACAUUUCGCAAUCAUCUUGUGAUAAUUAUCAUCAUCACAAUUCCCUUUAAGAAAUUAUUAAUAAUCAUAAGAAUUGAGGAUGAAUUUUAAUCACGGUACCGCGGUGUAAGACAUUUUGAAUUAAUUUCUCGUAAAUAUCCGAAUCGAAGCUUCAAAGAGUCGAUCCGUGAAUCGAAAGCUGAAACUCCAAGGUUAAUUGGAUGUAAAGACUCGUAACAGAGAAAUCAACAAAGGCAAAACAAAUCAGCAAGAGCAAAAGGACGAGUAAGAGAAAGAAGAGAUGAAGAGCGCAAUGUAGAGAAAACAGCAGCGGCGUGUCGACAAAACACGAGUGGGCUAAAAAUAGCACAAAGCACAAAACAGAGUGCAACGUGCGGAUUAUUAUGCGAGGCGCGGCACGUUCUCGAAAUAACGUUGCUUUUUUUUCUAAACACAUUUAUGCGAUCCCCAUAUUUCUCCCUAACGAAACUUGUCGUGUAACGAAAGCUUUAAACUCGAAGAAUUUUUGUGGGAUACGCGUUUGCGGAUCAAUCUGAAGCACCGUACUUUAAUGCUUGAUAUUUACAUUCAUGGCUGGCGAAUUAAAAAUACAAAUUAUGUUUAAUAGCAAUAUGAGGAAAACAUGAUCACGAAUCUGAGAUUUGGAAUAAACAACCAAUGGAUUGCAGCUAUCAAUUAGUAGCCCUCGCGAGUCUUAUCUCAAUGAGAUAUGUUGCGAUCGUAUUAAUUGCAACGUAUAUCACUUGGCCUUCGGGGGAUCGGCGCUGACCUUGCUUAACGAUCAAAAAUACAUGUGUAAUUCUCUGUAAACAAAUCCUCCGUGAUCUUUUUUUUAUUUUUUUUUAUAAGUGAUGCGGUUUAUUAUUCUUAUAUUAUUUGCGAUAAUUCUGGACCGUUUUUUCUCAAUAUUUUUUAACAAUAGUAAAUUCUAUUUUCGCAUACCUGUAAAUAAUUUUGUCAAUUUUUCAAGAAUGUCAACAGAUGAAUAACGAACAAUUAUAUCUUUUUUAUAAUUAAUAUAAAAUUGACAUGAUCGAAAUUACGCCUUAAAGAUCGAUACACGAGAUCAUUGGAGAGAAAUUUGAUUAUGAAAGCAAAUUGUUACAUUAUGUAUUUGCGACUGCUCCCUCGAUGUUCUAACCUUGUCAUUCGAAAGUGUUUCGUUAGCAAGGGAUACAUAUGUGAACGAGUGCACGUGCACAUAAUCGUGACUCGCGAACGAUGCCGAAGGAGAACGAGUUUUCUGUGGGUGCAUAACACCGUCUCUCCCUCGCUUUCCCGCUUCGCCGACCAAUCAGAAUCGCGGAUUCGACCACGGUCUCCGCUCAGCCUCCGCGUGACCAUUGGCCGGCCGGCUCAGUGACGUUGCUGACCCGCUUUUAAAAUUCGGUAAACAAGAUCCCCAGCGAGCGUCAGAAAACUGCCUGGCGAAUAAUAUCGAAUGAAAAUAAAUGAAUUGCCUCGCGCAGAUUACCGAGAAUGAUUAAGAAAACGUUUCUGCGUGUCACGCUACCUCCGGUUAUCGAUACUUCUCUCAAAUGACAAUGCUGAAAUUGAACAUUAUUCUAUUCGAAAAGAAUAGCAGAACGAUAACAGUUUGUGUCGCUAUAAAUACGCGUGAAAAGUGUUUUGAGUGUGACGAUUUGUUGCAUUUUUUUUCAAUUUACGGCACAUUAAAUAAGUCCCUAUAACAAUAGUUAAUGCGAUAACUAAAAUUUUUUCUCUAAAAUUUUUUCGCGAUUUACUUGGAAAGUCCUUGCGCGACACACUGGUCGAAAAAUCCUAAUUUACUAGAUUUUAGGAGUUAUGAUAUUAGACAAAUUUUAGAAGCACGAUUAGACAAAUUGUUAUUUUUGAUGUAACAGGUGAAAUAAGUGAAAUUCCCUCCAAAAUGCGUUCAAACUUCACGCUGUGGUGGCGCGCAGAAUGAAGUUUGGUAGAAAGGAUAACUUCAUUCCGUCAUAUUGAGCGUACUUCAGUCGCAUGCUCAUGCUUGCGCAUGAAGUUCGACUCGUGCGAGGGGACUGCCGUCAUCAGUGAAACCAUUCAGGAUGAGGAGUGAUACGGCAAGGGGAAGGGAGAGGAAAAGAAGGAGGAGAAGAGAGAAUUCGGCAAUGCGCUCGCGCGGUGCGAAGCGAAACGAAGCGUAGUGUAGUGAAGUUCGUUUUGCGCACGUCGAAGGCGAUUUUACGAACGGGGCGGGACGGAAGGGAAGAUGUUUGACGAUGAAGUACACCGCGGCGGAGAGGGGAAAAGUGCAUGCGCAUGCGUGCACUGCUUGGUGACGCUUCCCGGCGCGCGCGUAACGUAGCGUAGCCACGCUUCUUGCAUGUCGCCGUAUGUGUGUACCGCGCGUCGCACGUCUGGUCUGAAUGUCGUCACGAACGAUCGCCGCCGUUCACGGUCUCUUUUGAGAAUACACACGCGAGCGCGCGCGCGCGUGAAGAUCACCGCGAUUAAAGGCGGAGUAAUUCGGGAAACGAGAGAGAGACGCGGGCGUUCGAGACAGCUUUCUGCGAGGGAAAGACCGGAUUUUCUCUUCCAUUUUGGUGGAACAAGUGGCAAGUUGCGAAUAUAGAAUUGUCAGUGUUGCUCAUGCUUCUGACAACACGUACGGUGGCAGUGGCACCUCUUCUUUCUCUCUAACGAUCUCGACACCGUAUCGGUGCUCACGGAAACCGGAGGAUUUAAGAAGGCGUAGGAACGCGCCGACUGUCCCGAGGGGAGGCGGAGAUCCAUUUCGAGAAGGAGCAAGCGGCCGAAUCGAAGCGGCGUCACUUUUGACAGACGUUUGGCCACAGUGCCUUUCACUUCGCGGACACUCGUCGAGCUUCAAUUCGAAAAAAAGGGGGAAUUAGGAAAGUGAAUUUGGAGUGUCGCUGCGAGAAAGAAUAUCUUCGUUUUGUGAAAGAAAAAGAAGUAUCUAGUGCCGCAUCUCUCGAUACAUCUAUAGCAACAGUGUUCUUCUCAUCGUUUCACGUCCGCUUCCAUUAAUUUCGGGAUCUUCGGAAUCUCGAUUCUUGUGAUCCUCCGGCGAAACAUGAAGCUGGUAGCAGCGUGCGUGCUCGAUAAAAUCAGCAAUCAUCGUGACACACAUUUCAUGUUACUUUCGCGACGACUAUAUUUUUUGGAUACUUUAUCCGCGACUGCGUCGCCUCGUAAACUUCAGAAACGAUAGUAACGUAGAUAGUGAGCAGGAUGUUCAGUUUUCAUAAACCAAAGGUGUAUCGAUCUAGUACAGGCUGCUGCAUUUGCAAAGCCAAAUCUAGCAGCUCGAGAUUCACAGAUAGUAAAAAGUAUGAGGAUGACUUUAUGCUAUGCUUUCAACUUAAUGAAAGACGUAGCGGGGAGAUAUGCAAUGCAUGUGUACUUUUAGUAAAGAGAUUUAAGAAGUUGCCUCCUGGAAACGAUCGCAACUGGAGACAUGUUGUGGAUGCACGCGCUGGUCCUGGUAUCAAGUCGCUAACAAAAUUCAAGGCAAAAAAUAAAAGAAAACUUAAAGAUAAAUCUGAGAAACUUGCUAAGAAGAAACAUGUCUAUGUAAAAACAGACGUAGAUCGAGAACAAAGUCCACCAAUGAGCGAUGAUUUAAACGAAGAUUAUAGAUUGACAGACAGUAAAGCUUUGAGCAGAUCGGGAAGUAUCUCAGAUGACGACGAUGACAUUGGCUCUACUGAAAAACCAUUAGAUCACGUUCAACAUCAAGAUGUGAAUGAAGAUGAUGAUUUUAACUUCUUAGAUUUAUCUUAUUACAAAAGAGAAAUCACUUGCUGUGGCAGCAUUUUUAGAGGCGCCAAUGGUGAGAUCAUAAUGUAUUCGUCUAGCCUGAAACCUUGCGUAAAUAUUGCUAGGCGGCAGCUAACUUCUUUAACAGUCGCCAGUCCCAUUCACAGUUCCGCGUCCACCAGUCCCGUUCACAGUGUUGAAUCGCCAUCAUCAAGUUCUGAAACAAGUUCGAAACAAACCAAGACCGACAGCGAUUCUUCGUCUGAUUCCGGUUACGACGAGUCCUCCAAUCAGGGUGAGAACAAAAUAGCGAAGAACGUCCAAGUUCAGGCAGAUGUGAAAAUGAUUGAAGAAGCUGUAAGACCUAUAGAACUUGAUCAGUUAUCAAGUUGCAAAACCUUACAAUCUGUCAACAUUACUAAUCAGUCACUUCAGUCGGUCUCCAAUUAAUGUCGGCCCUUUAUAGAGGGUUAAUUUAUUCCUUUACUUAUGAAGACACACACGCAUAAUAUGUACAUACGUAUACAGGGUGUCUAUUAGAUAAUAUUUUAAUCGCACAGUUUUUUACAGAAUUUUCAAUCUGGAGAAUUUUUCUUUGGCGAGAAGUUCAAAGUUUUUAAUUCUGUGAUACAUAAAUUUUUGACAUUUGUUUCUUGCAGUAUUCACUUUUGUUGAUCCUUGUAAAUCUUAAAAAUCUUUUGAAUUUCAAUUAAGACGAUUUUUCCUCAUGGAGAAUAUUCGAAAUUUAAUCUUAUAAUAAUACUUAAAAAAUUCUACUUAUUUGAAUUAUUUUUUCGUUAUAUUGUUAAUACAUGAGGAUAAAUAAUAAUAUAAAAAAGAAUUUUUAUAAGAUUUUAAGGAAAAUGUUUUAUAUAGUUAAUUCCAAAAUAAACAGUUCAUGCACACAAUACAAGCAUGAUAAAAAAAUUUUUCUCGAAAAUGAGGCUAUUUAUGAACAGUGUUCAAAACAUAUCCCUAAAAAUCCGUAAAAUUUCUUUUUACUAAAAGGAUUUUUUUCUGAAAUCGAUUUAUCUGAUACAAAAUAUAGUAAUUUAUUGCAGUAGAAACCCUGUAUAUAUGACUAGAUAUAAGUUGACAUUAAUUAAGUGCACUAUCCCCCAAGUAGUAAAGUGGUUCUGAAAAAUUUCGAACUUUCGCUUCGCAUGCGGAGGUUUAAAUGUCAUUUGGAUGCAAUUUAUUAUAUUAAGAAUAAUUAGAAUUAAUUGUAGCGAUGGUUUAACGUAAACCGCCAUUUCUCGAGCCGAUAAUUUUUAAGUCUUAUAUUAAGCAAUAUAAACACACAUCAAAGUUCUGUGAUGAUAUUGUAAAGUAAGAGACGCUCAGAUUUCUUAUACCGAACAGCGGUUCGAGCUGGCGGUUUACGUACUCGCUUUUUUAACACAUCAAGUGCCACCGCUCUUAAGGGGAAAAUCACGUACCGAGACAACCGAAGAUAAUGUCAAAAAAGUCACUAUAAAUUAUUAAAAAAUUAAUAUUUACAAAAUUUUCUAAUUUGUGAAACUAGAUUAUAUAUUAAAAGAUUAUAUAUAAAAAUAUCGAAAUUUAAAAGCUCAAUUUUUUAUGGAAACAUUCUCUUAAAAAUUUUAAAGAAAUUUUAAUAUUGCAUAAAUUUCAAGGUUUUGAAUUUUUCGUAUAUUUAAUCAAAAUUAUAAAAAUAACGUUUUGUUCUUUAUGGUAAUUAACAAAAAAAUUAAUUUUUUCUGGUUUUUUUAAAAUUAUCUAAAAAUUAUAUAUAAAAAUGAAACUGAAUGUGCAAUGAUUUAUUAAUUGACUUAAUUAUAAAAGAUGAACAUUGAAUUUUAAAAAAUUGGAAUUUUAACAUAUUUACCGAGAGAAAACUGAAUUAACAGAUUUAAAAAUAGAUUUUUUUGAGAGGGUAUCUAACGGUUGUAGCGGAACACUUUGUACAAGUUCCAAGCUGCCAAUCGAUUCUCGUCUGGGUCCAAAAAAAAAGAGAAAGCAAGAGAAAAACAAAAGUUUCUUGCAUCUUCUUCCAGAUUACGAUGUUCCAUGACGUAAAUUAAUUAACAGUCAGAUCGACGACCCAGAUUGAUAGCAAUAAACAAAUGCAAACUAUUGUACAGCGGGCCGACUGAUAAAGUCCGUUUUUAGUCUGUAUUUAGACAGUAUUAGUAGAAAAAAAAUGAAAGAUCUAGAUAGAAGAAUUGAAAGUGGCAAUCAGAUUGGCAAACUGGACCAGCGAAUCUUUGUUUGAUAUAGAUAAUUUUAGAGUAUAUAUGAUACUUAUAUAUAGAAACAUUUCUAUGGAAGAAGAACGGAGGAAGAAAGGAAUAAAUAGAUAAAAACUGUUAGUUCCUAGUUAACAAAGAAAAGAUGGGCAUGCUUUGAUUGUAUGUUUAGCGCAAAGUUUGUUCUCUCUCAAUUCUCACUUUAUGUGUGGAAUGUUUACAACUGUUUUUUUCAUUGUCGGUCUCUUUUAAAUUUGGAGUCGAUCUUUUUGUAACGAAAAUUGAAGGUGGACUUCAAAGCAAUUGUAAAAUUUAUAAAUCUAUUCGAAUCCAUAUAAAAAUCCAUAAAAAUCGAAAGACAUGACUUUAUUGAACAAAGAGAGAAAGAUAGUUGGAGAUGAUUGUUUGAUAUAAAUUAUUUAAUUAUCUUCAAUUACUCUUCUUAGCGCUAAACACACGAAGAAAAAACGGGCUAAAAAGAUGUACAAGCCGAGUACCUGCUGAAAACAAGCCGCAACUGUGAUCGUGAGGUUGUUUUCAGAAUUUUUUUUUAUUAUACGCACAAGAGAAGAAGGAAGACGGCUUUUGAUGAAAUUCAUGUAAACGUUCCAGUGACCGAACAUGUCCUAUAUCCAACACUUACACAAAAACUUAUUAAUCUCAAAUAUUUUUUAUUAUAAUCUUAAAAUUUGAUUGCAAUUUUUACAUAUUUAAGAUUAUAAUUAAAUUUUAAUAUUAUAAAACAAAUAUUUGAGAUUAAUAAUAAUGAGUUUUUUGUGUAAUCUUUUUGUGUAAGUAUUCGGAUAUAUAAGUACAUGUUCAGUCACUGGGACGUUUACUUUAUAAUUUAAAAAAAAAACAAAAUAAUUCAUGUAAGAUCCAUUAAAAAUAGUAUUUAUGUAUCCGUGGAAGCAAAAAUUUAUACAAUGUACGAAUUAAUUAAAUUGAAAAUGACUUGAGAAAUUAACAUGUAUCAAAAUUUCUGUCUUAUGUAAUUAUUUUUGAAAAUAUGCGAUGUAUUGCAUAUUUGAUGAUGUAAACUACCCAAGUAUUCAAAAAUAUACUAUAUUUUUUCAUUGUCCAUAUACAAAGAACCACGGAUUUAAAAUCAUUAUAUUAGAAAAAAAAAAAAAAAAUAAUGAUGACUUGGCUUAAAGGUUGGAUCUGACAUAUAAUGGGAAAGUAUGAAAUGUGCAAUAUACAUAGUGUCGAAUCCGUCCAGCGCUAAGCGAGUCAUUGUUUUUUUAUAUUAUUCAACAAGAAUCGAAUUCUAGAGCCGUUCGUCAAAUUCUUUAAGUAUAAUAAUCAAAAUUAUUGGGAUUUGACGAUUACUGUGAUGGACUCUUGAAAUUAAUGAAAAAAUAAAAAUCAGAAUGUUAAAAUAAAUUAAAUUUGACGAAAUGACUUAAUGAAAUGAUUGAGAUUUAAAUUAUAAAGAUAAAAUACUGAUUUGAUAUUAUAUCAAAAAUUGUAUACAAUGGUCGAUGAUUCUGUACAUAAUUAUUCAAAAUUUUCUGAAAAAUCAGACUUUGUUUGAAGAUUAUGGAUCCAUCGUUAAAAAAUGUUUCCGAGGAAAUCCAGGGGGAGGGGAAAGAGAGAGCUCGUUUAAAUCCCGUUUGCCCAUCGGACUUGCGAAGGCUCACCGACAAUCGUAUAAUAACGUAACAGGAAGCGAUAACAGUUUUUUCAUAAUCAAACAUCGAAAAGUCUGAUCUAUCGAAGGAUAACGCUCAUUUGCCUUUUCUCGCGAUAGAUCACAUUUGUACAUUUUUUGUAUGAUCUCUAUCAUUUCUCUUUAUUGUGAGAUAAUACUGAUAAUUAUGAUUAUCUUCUUUUACUAUGAUUUGUCAUAAUUUAAUAUAUGCGAUGAUCGAGACUGGAUCAUAGCAAAGAACAAAUACAAAUUUAUAUUUAAAUUAAAUAUAGUUUUAAAUAUUUGUUAUAAAUAUUUAAAGCUAAAUUUAAAUUAAAUUUAGCAUUUAUGUAAUGUAUUUAUAAAGCUCUGCAAAACUCAGAAAGCGAAUACUAUGAUUCUGUCUAGAUCACAAAACAAAUAGUUUAUCGUAUUUAUUUAUUUUAUAAGUCGACUUAUUUUCACUAUUAAACAUAAUAUUCCUUUUAUGUAAAUUUAUACGUAUAUUGUAUGCACAUAUAUUUUUAUAUGGAUCAGUGAUCUUUAUUUCGUGAUUUUUUUAACACUGCCAGAAAAUAAAUGCGGUUAUCAAUGAAAGAUAAUGAGAAUUGCAAUUACUGGCAAUAUAUCGUGAAAAUUGUUUAUUUCUCAUGUCCUUAAGUGAUCAAUUAGCAUCAAUUAUUAAUAUUAGCUAUAAAAUUUGUAUUAAUUAAUUAAUAUUAUUAAGUGUUAUUAGCAUUAAUAAUAUCAAUUAAUUGAUAUCAUUUGUUAGUUAAUACAUUAAUAUUUGUUCAAGCAAAUCAACGAUAUUAAAUUUGAAAAACUUACAAAAUGUUUUCAAAUGUGGUGUGAUAAAUGGCGUAUCAAGAUAAUAGAAAAAUAUUUGAAUAUAUAUUUAGGAAAAUACCCGAGUUUUAAGAGAAGAGAGGGAAAACGAUUAGAUUGUAAAUUCAAAUUUUAUUUAUCAGAGGAAAUAUAUAUAUGUAUAUAUAUAUAUAUAUAUAGAUAUAUGAUACUUUAUAAAUUAUACACAGAUACAUAAUACAAAAAUUUACAAUAGAUUAUACAAGGUAUGAUACAUAAAAAGAUACAAAACAUACGAACACAUGGUAUAAAAAUACAAUAAAACUAUAAAGUCAUACAUAUAUAUCGCGGAGACAACUGUAAAAGGAGCGAGAGAUCAACGAAGUUAUUCGAAUAAAGAGAACGCUCUUUUAACUAUAUUACAAAAUUGAAGUCGCAAAUCGUAAAAUUGUAGUUUCUUAUAAUAAAUAUUAAUAACUAUAAAAUUACUGUAUGAUGUAUAUGUAGUUUUAUAACAAGAAAUAAUCUUUGCAAUCUUAAAGUACUUUGAAAAAAGCAAUUUUACGAUUAAAAGUUCCAGUAUUUAAAAUUUAUUGUAAAAAUGUUACGUAUUGUAUUUUCAUAAUUCAAAAAAAAAUCUUAUAAACUUUUGAUCAUAAUGUUAUAGAAAAUUUGGAAAUUAGCUCCUUGUCAGUAGUCUAUCCGUCGAUAUUGAUAUCGCCGAGACAUUAUUCAUGAAUUUACACAAAUUUUUAUCGUUACUUUAUAAAAAAAUUAUUGGUAUCUCAAAUAACAAGCAUUAAUUUUUUUAUUUUUACAAUUAAUUAGUAAUUAAUUCGCGAGAACACACGCAAUAAUGGUAUUCGUUAUCGAGAAGAAUUUUCGAAUCUAGUUAUAUCUGAUUGAUCAAAAAAUUCUGCGCAUGUUACACUUGUUUUACUUUUAAUCGGAGAAUUUUUAGAUCAACCUGGACCGAUGAAUAAUAAAUAAUUAUUGUAAUAUAACAAGUAAUUACACGCACUAAAUGAUAAGUCCGUUAUUCGGACCUAUUUCAAGUUUUAACAUAUUUGAAAUAGGUUCGAAUGAAUAAUGUGUUGUGCGUAUAUUUACUUCUUAUAUAAUAAUUUAUUAUUAUGAUGUAGACUAGGUAAUAAGGAAACACAACCAGAUUGUGUUCACAAAAUUUUUGAUACAUGGAUUUUCUAUAUAAAUAUUUGUAAAAUACAUGUAUUUUACAUAUGUAAUGAUAAAAUAUUUGCUGUAAUGAAAUAAAAGCGCGUGUUCUCGCGUGUUACAAUUUAAUCAGUAAUGAACUAAGGACAGAGAAUCUAAGCGAGUAAUAAUCUACCGGAAGAUAUGCAAUGUGGUGUAAUUUAUAUCUCUCGUGUCUUUGCAAAAGUUUCGGGAUUUCUUUUUUACUUUUAUACUGUAAAAUUUAAUAAUUAAACUAUGAAAAUGAGUAUAGAUAUAUAUAGAGUUGAAUUAUGUGAAUCAAGCGUUUUAUAUAAGAAACUAAAGUAUUUAAAGUACUUUUAUUAUCAUUUAAAUCUUACGAGAAGUUAAAAGACGUUUUUAAAUUUUGAUAAAUUUAUUUUAGACAAAUUUUUUAUACAUUUUAAAUUCAUAAUAAAUUUAUUGGAAUAAAUUUGUUUUUCAAAAUCCUGCAAUCUCUAAAUACUACAUUUUAAUAAACGUUAAUUGAAUUCUAUACACAUACACUUGUAUAUGAGUGUAAAUCUAUGUUUAACAUGUAAAAUCAUUCUUAGUGAAAUAUCGAGUUAGAUUGUCUAUUUUUGGGAAGUUUUGGAAUUUGAGAAAGAUAGUAAGAAUGCAGGAAUUUUAUUUACAUAAUUUUAAUACAUUCAUAAUUACUACUUUUAUAUGUAUAUUAUAAGAACAAAUAUUGGCGUGUAAGUUUUUUCUACUUAAGGUAAAUAUAACAUUCAACUCGAGAUUCAAAUUUCGAAAAUCCGGAAGCUUUUGUGAGAGAUUUAGGGAAGGAGAUUUGAGAGUAAAAAAUUUUGCAUAAAUAUUUAAAAGUAACGAUUGUGAGACUGACCAACGUAUUUAGCGGGUAAACUUUUUUUACGAUGAUAUGUAUGUAUGUAUAAAUACAUAAAUAUCCUCCUAAAUAUGCGUGUGUGUACAGAGGUGAGAUUAUACGAUUAAUCUUUUAUUUGUGCAAAUAUUAAUCGCGAAGUUCUACAAUAUAAGCGACGACUGCUGUAAAAUUAAUAUAUUAUAUCGAGAUCAAGAAAUUUAUUCGUUUUUCUUACGUAGUUCUUACGAGUAAAGUCAAUAAUGAAAUAAAAAUAAUUAUAGAAAUAAAAUAACGAGAUGGUCGAUAAAACAAAAUACGAAUGAAUUUUUUGAUCAGAAAUUGAUCUAUUACAUUUAUGAUUAUUAUUAAUAAUCGCGUUAUGGUUAUUAUUAUUACAUAUAUAUAUACAGCGCGCAUUUGUAUAUAUACGUAUGUAUAAAAUAAUUCCAAUCAUUGUGUAUAAUUAGGGGUAUUAUAUUAUGUACAUUUAUAAGGGAUUAUUAUUAAUAUUAUCAUUAAUUAUAUCACGCUUAUCGGCGAUAAUCUCGUCGAUUCGUGAUUGGCCGAAAACGUCCUUUCGAAUUUUGGCCGGAGUGUUGUGCAACUGGUGGGACGAUCGGUCUUUUUUUUUUAUAGUAAGGAAAGAAAAUACGCCAUCUUGUAAUCAUGUACAACUUUGUAAUAAAUCAGUUUAUUUGUAA